This is a messenger RNA of Eremothecium gossypii ATCC 10895, 1176 nucleotides long. RefSeq names its product O-phospho-L-serine:2-oxoglutarate transaminase (gene SER1). Gene Ontology annotation, molecular function: O-phospho-L-serine:2-oxoglutarate transaminase activity; pyridoxal phosphate binding. Gene Ontology annotation, biological process: L-serine biosynthetic process. The transcript has a single exon. The record is from RefSeq and is marked provisional. Gene Ontology annotation, cellular component: cytoplasm. The coding region runs from base 1 to 1176 and encodes 391 amino acids. Lineage: Eukaryota; Fungi; Ascomycota; Saccharomycetes; Saccharomycetales; Saccharomycetaceae.
AUGGAUAGACAACCAGCCAAUUACUUCGGCGCAGGCCCUGCCAUGCUGCCCACGGAUGUUUUGCAGCAGGCCGCACGCGACCUAAUCAACUUCCAGGGGGUCGGCCUGGGCAUUGGGGAGAUUUCGCACCGGUCGAAGGAGGCUGGGGCGGUCAUUGAGUCCACCAAGGCGCACGUAAGGGAGCUGAUGGGGGUGCCGGACACGCACGAGGUGUUCUUCCUACAGGGCGGCGGGACUACGGGGUUCUCGUCGAUUGCGGCGAACAUGGCUGCGGCGCACGUUGCGCGGACGGGGCAGGCUGGCACGGCGGCGUACCUGGUGACUGGGUCGUGGUCUGCCAAGGCUGAGGAGGAGGCUGCGCGACUGGGUCUGGCGACGGAGCGGCUGGUGGAUGUGAAGCGCGCGCGGGGCAAAUAUGGCAGCAUUCCUGCCACGGUGGAGUGGAUUGGGAGUCUUUCACGUGACAAACACUCGUACGUAUACCUGUGUGAGAAUGAGACCGUGCACGGCGUGGAGUGGCCUGAGGUGCCGGAGGAGCUGGUUGCCUGCGGCGUGCCAGUGGUUGCGGACCUGUCCUCGGACAUUCUGUCGCGGCAGAUCGAUGUUGGGCGCUACGACUUGAUCAUGGCGGGAGCGCAGAAGAACAUUGGGCUGGCGGGCUUGACGAUGUAUAUUAUCCGCAAGCGCCUGCUUGAGGAUAUUUCCAGCGUCUCUGACGAGAAGCUAGCUGCCGCUGGCGUGCCACUAGCGCCAAUUGCAACGCACUAUCCGACUGCUGUGGCGAACAACUCGGCCUACAACACAAUUCCGAUGUUCACUCUGCAUAUCAUGGAUCUUGUCUUUCAGCGGCUCUUGGAGCGGGGUGGGCUACCCGUGCAGCAAAAGGAGAAUGCCGAGAAGGCGCGUACCUUGUACAAUGCCCUCGAUAAGUAUCCGGACUUUUAUUGUCUGCCCGUCGAGAAGGACGUGCGUUCGUUGAUGAACGUUGUGUUCACGCUCAAGAAGGAGGGCCUUGACGACAAGUUCUUGGAGCAAGCGAAGGUGCGCGGUUUGUCUGGCUUGAAGGGCCACCGUUCUGUGGGCGGUUUCCGCGCUUCGUUGUAUAACGCAGUGGACGUCUCCAGCGUGCGCAAGCUAGCGAAGUUUGUGGAGGAGUUUGCGCAAGAGAAUUCGUAG